Molecule: messenger RNA, 462 nt
Organism: Clonostachys rhizophaga
Lineage: Eukaryota; Fungi; Ascomycota; Sordariomycetes; Hypocreales; Bionectriaceae
Source: the annotation of a GenBank genome assembly
AUGCAUACAGGCCAGUGUCACUGCGGUGCAGUCAAGAUCGAAAUACGUGGUGAGCCAGCAGCUAUAGGCCAGUGCUUCUGUCGCGACUGCCGUAGAACGUUGGGAAGUACGAAUGCACUGAACUGGUUUGUUCCGGCUGAGCAACUCAAGCUCGAAGGUAGGGCGGUUUGUCGUUCUUCGAGACAGGCAAGGACUAACGGUUUAUUGGCAAGUGAUCCGAAAACGCACGCCAUGAAGGGUGGUAGCGGCCACCUUGUGACCAACUACUUUUGCGCCAAUUGCGGUGUGACCUUGUACCGCGAGGGCGAGGUGAUGCCUGGAACUUUGUUCGUAAAGGCAGGCGUUUUGGACGACGUCCAAGCUGUCAAUCAACUUCGCCCCCACGGAGAGAUAUUCGUGCGUACUCGGCCUGAUUGGGUAACUCCUGUCGCAGGAGCUUCACAGAAGCAGGAAAUGCUAUAG